Messenger RNA from Colletotrichum truncatum, 1446 nucleotides. The record is from RefSeq and is a predicted model, not a curated record. NCBI's taxonomy places the organism in Eukaryota, Fungi, Ascomycota, Sordariomycetes, Glomerellales, Glomerellaceae.
AUGCAAGUUAAGAAUAUUUCAAUUGUUCUCAGCGGGCUCGAAAGCUGGAUUGCCCAAGGCUAUGUCGCUGAAGCUGGACUUCCUCCGGCGGAUGUCUUAUCGACAACAACCCGCUGGUUUGGAACUGUUGAAGCAACGUGCUCAUCUGUUCUGGGCAACCCUGAGCUCCUGAUUCCUAGUUGCGCCGGACACCAAAUUACAGGGGCUAUGGACUUUCCAGAACUUUGCGAUUUUUUCGGCGGCACAAUCUUUUACGAUGACUACCGAGGAGACUUGACAGCUAUAGCCGAGAAAAUAAGCUUACGCGCAUCGUCGAUUCCCCUUAUCUUGCUGGACAAUGUCGCAUCGCAGACCCUGCUCGAGGCUAUCUGGAGCCUGCUGACCGGCAACUACACAUCUGCCUUCCAACGGUUGAAUGACCUGAAUCAAGAGGGCGUCUAUUGCGAACGCUGGCUUCGUCGUGCCAGGCUUUACGAGGUACUUGCCAAUCUCUGGUUUCGACAUCCACCAAUGUUCCAAGAAUGCGACCUUAGAGGUCCCGCCAUGAUGCUCUGGGAUGCCUGGCACCCAGAACCAGUCCGCGACGACAAACUCAUAACUCCACCUGCGGAUGCCUCUCGCGGUGACAUUUUGGAGGUGCUCUGCAUCCGGACGCUCCGGAAUAUACAAGACGACCGAACAAAGCUUUCCAAAUCCCUUUUCAACAGCGAAUACACGGCCGCAGACAUAAGUUCGGAGCCAUCUUCGCACUCUCCCGGGCCCCUACAGGUCGCGUAUGAGGCCUUGCGGUUGGACAUGCCUAUAGUCGCCAGCUAUUUCCUACAGGUUGCAUUUGGAUACGGCUCCAUCGACGAAGUGGGUUGCUUCGACAAGUGGAUUGAGUUAAGGGACUCAGGUCCAAGAGCUGGACGCAGCCACAUCUUUGGGACCCAGAGUAUGAUGCUAGGGGACCGUGCAGUUUCCCCUCCGGACACUACGAGCCUUGCCUACAACCUGAACUUGGGCGAUUCGUUGGAUGUAUUCGGUGGUGACAUCAGCAUCCACCAGCCUGGCCAUGCAAUCCCCAUUGAAGACUUCGGAAAGAUGCUAAGUUGCUCGUUGAAUUUGUACAUGUUAGCGAGCUCACAGUUCUGUGACGCAGGCUCGAAACGCGGGGAGGCUGUUGCACUCCUCAAAGCGGCUGCUGUUGUUCAGAUUGCCAAGAUGAGCUCAUACAAACUUCGCUAUCAAUCGGGACAGCCGCUGAGUCCAUCCGAUCUAGUCACGCGAGCACGAGAGUUGGCAUUGGCGGCUGGCGACCUCCAGCUUGAGCAGCUUUCAGUGCUUUACAAUUGGGACGACUCUAUGCAACAACUGUGGGUGGCAGGCCUCGCCGGCCCGUCACGUGGGCUGACGGCCGCCACCACUGGUCUUAGCCAGCCUCCACAGCCCUCUAGCCAGUUAUGA